This is a messenger RNA of Menidia menidia (Atlantic silverside), 4036 nucleotides long. Lineage: Eukaryota; Metazoa; Chordata; Actinopteri; Atheriniformes; Atherinopsidae. The record is from the annotation of a GenBank genome assembly.
AUGGCCGUGGUCUCACCGCGAAUGGCUCUGGGUGACCCGUCACAGGUGUGCGUCACGGCCGGUGGCGCGCGGGGCCGGGUUUUCGUGGUGACCCGUCAGAGACCGGGACUCUACCGAUACCCUGACCGGUCAGGGUGUCGUCCCACCUCUUCACCCUCAACCACCCCUCUCAACCUGCUCCAGGGAUUCAUCUCACUGCCUCCCCCUGCUGCUGCCUCGGUUGCCAUGGUUACCAGUGUCAGCGUCACCCCGGACGAUGCACAGAGAAGAGCUGAGAGCCGGCUGCUGCAAGUACGAGCUGCUUCCAGGAGCUGCAGGAGAGAGGCAGCCAUGGCCAGCUGCAAGCGAGCUGCCAGAGCUCCCAGCUGUCACAUUUGGCCCACUCAUAUCGGGCAGCGAUCCAGGAACAGAAGUGAUUGGGUUUUCCUCACACGUUUCUGCUUUCUCACUGACUUUGGGAGGCUGGAUUUCCGGUUUCGCUAUCCAAAGUCUCGCUGCUGUCAGAACAUACUGCUCUACUUUGAUGACAGCUCUCAGUGGCCAGCUGUGUACAAGAGGCCUGAAAAGAACUGCUACCAGAAGGAAGCUGUGCUGAGGCCGGAAAACAACCAAGUCAUCAAUCUCACCACACGCUACACCUGGUCAGGAUGUGUGGUGGAGGGCGAUGGCAACGAGGAGGUUCUGAGCUGUGUGGGUGGCCGCAGCUUUCGCUCGGUGAGAGAGAGAUGGUGGUACAUCGCUCUCAGCAAGUGUGGGGGCGAAGGCUUACAUCUGGAGUACGAGAUGAAGCUGACCAAUGGCCAGUCGUUCUGGACGCAGCAUUUCUCUGCAGAUGAGUUCGGAAUCCUGGAGACAGACAUCACGUUCCUGGUCAUCUUCUCCCUGGUUUUCCUCCUCUCCUGCUACUUUGCCUUGCUCAGCCUGUUGUUCCAUUGUGUCUACUGGGGCCUGUAUGCCAGAGAUGGAGUUGGCAACGGCAGCCUGAAAAUACUCGGGAAAUUACUGUUCUCCGUCAGUUUCUUGGUGUUCCUUCUGAUGCUCAUAUUGUUGGGCAAAGGUUUCACUGUCACCAGGGCAAGGAUCAGUCACAGUGGGUCUGUUAAACUGAGCAUCUACAUGACAGUCUACACAAUCACCUACGUCAUCCUGUUCAUCUACGAGGCCGAGUUCUUUGACCCGGGUGAGGUGCUGUACGCGUACGACAGCCCUGCUGGCUACGGUCUGAUGGCCCUGCAGCUGGUGGCCUACGUGUGGUUCUGCUAUGCCGUGCUGGUCUCCCUGAAGCAUUACCCGGAGAAGCAGCCCUUCUACGUCCCUUUCUUCACCACGUACACCCUAUGGUUUUUUGCAGUGCCCGUCAUGGCUCUGAUUGCCAACUUUGGAAUUCCGCGUUGGGCUCGAGAGAAGAUUGUGAACGGCAUUCAGCUCGGCAUCCACCUCUACGCUCACAUCGUCUUCCUUAUUAUUACAAGACCUUCAGCAGCCAACAAGAACUUCCCAUAUCAUGUUCGGACAUCCCAGAUUGGCAUUCUUCUGUCCAGCCCCAAAGGAGGUGAAGGGGGGGAGAGUUUUCCCCAUCAUGCAUAUGGGAACAGUUCCUUCCUAGGAGACUCACAACCAAACUUCACUGAACUCUUCUCCAUCCAAUCGGAUCCCGUAAAGACGGUGGAGGAGGCCGUGGCUCGUAAAGGUCCAGAUGUUCCGAGGAACAGCGAGGAAAAGAUCAUCACCACCGCAGCUGACUUGACCUCGAUGCUGCCGCCGCCUCCACCUCCAAUACCCCCGCGCCCAGCCUCACGCUCCCCCCCACUGCCACCCCGACUCCCCUCCUUCACAGAGUAUUUCAGCAUGCAGAGUGGCGGUGGAGGAGGCUUUGGAACAAAGGCAUGAAAUGCAGAGAAAGAAAGAAGACAUUGGGAAAAUGGUGCAGGUGCAACCAUAGAAAAUAACACAAUUGAUGGAAUUCAAGAUGUUACCGUUUAAAGAAAACCUUCAGACAAAAACAACAUAAAAACAAAAACAUACAAACAGCAAAACACAACAAAAGAAAGGAAGGGGAAAAAAAUGAAAAGCUAAUCCCUGAAUGGUGGCUUAUCACCUGUGAGUGGAAGGGACCAGAAUGGGGAAGUGAACGGAAAUGGCUGAGACACGAGCGCUGAGCUUGUAAAAGAAUAAAGAAGCAAUAAAUAUUUGAUGCUGACCAGUAGAAGGAUCAUGGGGGAAAAAAUGACAAAAUGGAUGUAGCCAGAGCAAUAGAAUGAUAGCUGUGCACAAUGCGGAUAUGAACAAAAUUCUUGAAAUACCUUCUGUCAAAAUUUCAUGAGGCAUUGAAGUUGUGCCUGGGAGAGUUUGUAAAUAGCUAAAACGGUCGAGAGCUACCAUUCUAUACAGUUUUGUUAUUUUGAAUAAGGUUUUAAUUUCCUGUUUUUUCCCCCACAUCAUUACAUUCCAGUUGGUGCUGUGACCUUAGAAAUAUCUCAUGCCAUCACAUUUUGAUAAAGCGUCGAUCCUGUAUAUUUACUCUAAUCGGAGUCCAUUGGGUUGAUUUAUACUCUUAUAUGCCUUCUGGAUCGAUAUGCCGAUGUGUAAUUUUAUGUCACAUUUACUGUUGGCACUUCAAAGUACAGUACUUGUAAAAUGUGCAUGUUUGUAUGGUAUUUCCCACCAGAACGCUGAUAUGUACUCCAUGUGACCCCUUAAUAUUCGCUUGACAUACAUACAAUAGGCUUCAGAACUUUUAUGAGCAGAAAAAAAUCUGUUGUUAUUCCACUGAAAACCAUCGCGCAGCGUCUGGAACACGGUAUGAAAGCAUUGUUAUAUUGCAUCGGUUUUAGUUUAAUUUUCACUGGAGGGCAGGAAACGCCUGCUCAAAACUGUCAUAUCAGCAUAUGUAGACAUUGGUGAAUGUACUGAUGCAACACAGCACAAGGAUAGGGGUGAUUUCCAAGUUGCUUUAAUACUGCAGUGUAUCUUUUUUUCUUUUUUUUUUGCUCUUUGCAUUCCAUCCUCAACACACCUACGAUUUUCCAGCAGGAAGAAACCUCUUUGCUUCUCCUUAAUUCAUACUGGUAGCUUCAUCCUCACCCCUAUCUGGCUUUUAAAAGGUGAAUAUUUAAUUUGAUGGCUUUUUGCACCACUUUAUAUAGUGCAAAGAGACGUACAAAUGGUUGUAGUUUUGUAUCUCCUAAUAUUGAGCUUUAAAGAAAACACUCAAAAAGAAAAAAAAAGUCUUGUAGAUGAACUGUGAAAACGGCAACACAACUGUACAUUUUGUCUGUCCUGCAUGGAGCACUUUAAUGUUCCUGGUCUUAGUCUGUUUAUUCGUGAUGAUGUCACCUUGUAAGACUGCUUUGAAACUUGUAUUCACACCUCAUGGGGUCGUACUUCUGAUGCGUUCACCUGUAAAUAUAGACCGACGAUGUCUUCAGUUUUUUUUUUUUUACAUUUUGGGGAGCAGUUCACGCUUAGCGCAAAAACUGAAGAAAAAAUAAGUGAGUACACUGACAAAUUCAGUGGUUUUAUCUUGAUCUAGACAAGCUGUGGCUCUCGGCUAAUAGUCCACAGUCUUAUCAGUGGCAAUCUUGCUGUCAUGGAGUACUGAUGUUAGAUGCUGUUAGGCCAGUGGUGUGUUACGUGUAAGAGUGUAGUCAGAGGUGUAACGUAGUCUGUGAAAGCGAAUGAUACUUGAAUUAGAGUACUAACUGUUAUUUCUGAUUAAUGUGUCUGGUUUGUAUUCGGCGCGUCUGCCAUUUUGUCUGCUGUUGCCAUGACUUGACUCGACAGGCUUACAGACAUCGCACCACAGCUUCGGCCUGUGUGUUCUUUCGUUCCAUCACAAAAAUGACGGAGACUUGGAGGGAGAACUUGAAGACAGGAGAUUAUGUAUGCAUGACAGAAAACAGCACAGCUUUUAGGUUACUCAGAGCACAUCACUGAAGCACCGUUCAAAUGCAUUUUAAUGGUGUCAAAUAAGAAUUCUAAAUACGCUGUAUAUAUUCACUUUUUGCCAAAAUAAAAAAAAAACUGUUUUAUUAAA